Alligator mississippiensis (American alligator) is the source of this 3688-nucleotide messenger RNA. RefSeq names its product protein B4. The coding region runs from base 63 to 1019 and encodes 318 amino acids. Gene Ontology annotation, molecular function: DNA binding. Gene Ontology annotation, biological process: nucleosome assembly. The transcript has 5 exons. The record is from RefSeq and is a predicted model, not a curated record. NCBI's taxonomy places the organism in Eukaryota, Metazoa, Chordata, Crocodylia, Alligatoridae. Gene Ontology annotation, cellular component: nucleosome.
UUGCAGCCAGCCUGGGAUGGGCUGCCAUGUGAGGCAGCAGACUGGAAAGUUUGCUGUAAGCAAUGGCUGUUGUUGCAAUGGCCUCCAAGCCAGCCAAGGUGGCCAGGCUGUCCAGCAUCUUUAACUGCAAGAGCAGGGGCAGCCACCCACCAACGCUCAGUAUGGUGAUUGAAGCGCUGAAAGCCCAGAACGAGAGGAAGGGCACCUCGGUCAUUGCCAUCAAGCGCUAUAUCCUUACCAAGUACCCUGCCGUGGACUCAAUCAGGUUGAAAUACCUGCUGAAAAAGGCCCUGACCAAGGGCCUUAAGGAUGGGUGCCUGGUGAGACCCCAGAACUCCUCUGCUUUGGGGGCCACAGGAAGGUUUAAGUUAGCACCUGAGAAGCCCAAGCUUAAAAAAACAUUGGGAAAGCUGGAUCCAGCAGAAGGAAAGGGCCCCAGACCAGGGAAACCAGGAGCAAAAAAACCCAAAGCAGCUGCUGGGAAAGCUCUCAAUAAAGGAGAUGCAAUGGAGGGGAAACCCAAAGCUGAGAGCAAGAAACCUAAGGCCAAACUUGCCGAUGGCCGGCAGAAAGCUCCGGGGAAGCCAAAGAGUUCUGAUGGCAAAGCGAUGCUGGCAAAGAAGCAGCCACGUGCCAAAGAGGGGUCUCAAGGGAAAGCAGCCAGUGAGGCAAAGAAAGCUGCCAGAAAAGAGAAGAUGGUCCCAGGAGGGGAUGGCCCUUCAAAAGCGGAGGCAGGAGACCAGAGGGCCACUACCUCCUCCAAAGCCAAGGCGGCUCCUAGGCCGAAGAAGCCUACAAAACCCAAAGAGACAAAGGCUGAGAAGGCACCAGCCAAAGCCAAGGCAGCUCCUGGUGCCAAGAAAACCACUGUGAAGGGGAAGGGAGAAGCAAGGGGCACUGAGAAAGGCAAAGGGAAGAAGGGGGAGGCUGUCCCAGGUGCCCAGUCUGGCAAAGAGAGAGAGGAUGCAGAAGGCAAAUCCACCAAAGCUGGCAGCAAGCCUGGCAAGAAAGCAGGCUAAAGUCUCCUGACUCCAGAAGUACUCCUGGGCCAGGCAGGGCAAGGGGAAAUGCUUGGACAAUGGCUGCCUCCUGCCUGAGGAAGAUGGAUUGGUGCUUGGCUCUAUCCAGACCAGUGUUUUGUUUUUUUUAAUGAUAUUCCUUGACUGGUUUGAUCCUGGCUAUGCAUGGGUCACUCUAUUUUUAAUCUCUGAAUGAAGCAAACUGGUUUUAACUGUGUGCCUAUUACUUGUUUUCCAAUAAAGGUAGUCAACUGUUCCUGGGAGUAAUGGCUUUCAUGCCUGGCUUGUAGGUACCCUGGAAACUGCAGAAGACCUAGCAUUAGCACCCCGUGUCCCAUAUUCCUUUUUUACUGGGAUACUAGGUUAAACUGAGCUUGAGCCCAGUUGUGGAGUCUGAGUCUUGCUAGUUAGACCAGUGCCAAAUGCCAACUGGGUGAAAUGGAGUGAGCCAGCCAAGUCCAGGGGCCGGAGUGCCAGCACUAGCAACCCCUUUUGUAGGGGAGUCUCUACCAUGUGGGAGUGCAGCUAUCUUCUGCCACCUACUCUGGGAAAGGAGGUAGUCCUUGUUCUCUUAUGACCCUAAUUAACCCAUUGGCCCCUGGACUACAUGCUGCUCGUGGCAAAGCCUAGAGGUUAUGAAAAGGUAAAUCUUCCAUCCCCAAAUCAGCUGUGCUGUAAUGAGGUUCAACUUGACUGCAGCCUGGCAUGGCCAAAGGGCUGCAAGCAAACGCUUGCCUAGAACACCUAGAAGCUAGCUUCCUGCUAGGACUAGCAAGGCCUGGGCAAGAGGAGGAACUUGCCACUGGUAAAAUCCUGGGAGGCUGGGAUUCUGCCACUAAACAAGCUGACCUCAUUGUUGUCCUUGUGUUAAUACCUUGAUCAGCUUGGAUUACAGGAGGGCUGUAAAAGCUGCUUUCAAUCUAUACCUGGACGAAGCACCUGUUAAGGGCUCAUAGUGAGAAACCUUUACAUGUCCUGUAAUAGACCCUAAUAAAAUAAAGGGUUAUUUGGCUGGGCAUAGCCAGUUUUCAUGCAAGUGAUACCUGCCAAGUCAUACCCUACCUGUACUUGUUCUCCAGACCUCUUUUGGCUACUAGUGCCCAUCAAUCAUCUGGUGAGGGUGCCAUAAGGGAAAGCUCUAAUACUGGAGGCUGGUAUUGCUGAACUUGGAGCAAUUGUUGGAAGAAAUCAAAUGUCUAGCUUGCUUUUGUUGGUUGCAUGUUAUGCAAAAGUUUCCAGGGGAAAGACCGGUAGUGAUAAGGGUCAGACUUCACUGAGAGGGAGAAGAACUUGCCUUCUCUCAGCCUUGGUGCCUAAAGAGGCUUUGGAUAAUCUUCAGUUGGCCUUGUCAAUGCCCUACAAGGCUCCCACCUCUAGGCAGAGUUAACUAUUAUUAUUUUUUUUUUUUUUUUUUUUCCCCCUCAUUCUGGUAGGGGCUCAAGUGAGGGGAGUGAACUAAUUUUUCUCUCAGUUCAAAUUCAAUGUCAUGUUGCUGCAUCCUUAAUUGGAUUGAGGUUUGCAUUCUCCUUGGGGGGAGCUCCACUGUAAUAACUGCAACCAGAGAUGGUCCUGGUAAACCUCCUGAGAUGCGUAAGCCUGUUUUUCACAGUCAUUAAGUGCCAGCGACCAUGUCGCACAUGAAGGUAGAACAAUGCAGGAAGGGGAUGGGGAAGUGAGAGCGUGUGCACACGCCUGAGCACUGUCUUCCCUUCUCCCAUCAGCAGGCCCUAUGCUAAGCAGCAAUGGACCGCUUUCCAGGCCUUCCAAGGUGACCAGCCUGGAAAGUAAUCAAAUAGUUAGUGUUUUCCUUUCCUUGAUCUUCUCCCAAGCAUGUGUUUGCAUGUGGGAAGAGAGAAGCCCUUGUUAACAGGAACGACUUCAAUGGCUGUAAGCAGUAAUGAUCCUUAAGAAGGGCAUGUCUGGGUGCAUGCAUUUUAGCAGACCCAACAGGUCAUUGCUGUUGAAAACCAUGCAGAGCAGAUACUUUCUGGGCAAAAGCACAUAUGCAAGAGGUGCAGCCACAAGUGCCAGUGCAGAAGGGAAGUAUCAGUGUUAUACCCAGGGGGAGGCAGGGCCUUUGAACUUCCUCCAUGAGUCUAGUUUAAAGCUUACAGACUUUCUUCCCUAACAAUGUCCUGUAGCACCUGCCCCUAGCCUUUAAAUGGCAAAGCCUGACCUCUGCCCCAGUGAAUGGAAAGGCUGAGCCUAUUGCUCCUGCUCACAUCAUAGUAUUUGUACCUAUCUACCCACUUCCAUCAUCCCAUCCGCCAGGGCUGUGGCCUUCUCGAGGCUCAUGGGCAGAAACCUUCCCCACACCAAGUCUGAGCACCUUGUUUUAUUACAAAGAGAAGUUUCCAAAGAAUCUGCCAUUUCCACCAAACAGCAGGGAAGGGACCCACAUCCACAAUACCACCAUGCCAUAAAAAAAGCAGAUCACAAAGGAUUCGGGGUUGAGACAACAUGACACAACCCUCAGAUUUCUGGGCUUGGAAGUAAUGACCCUAAAUGGUUUUAGUGAAUAUUUUAGCUCCUGGGGUCUGGGGGGGGGGGGGGGUGUGCAUGGUUGGUGGGCUUGGGUUUUUUUGUUUGUUUGUUUGUUUUGUUUUUUUUUUGUGUGUGGUUUGUAUGGUUUUUUUGUAGGGUUUUUUUUUUUUUGUUUUUUUUUUUUG